GACAUUUACACUGUUAUUGUGUAGGAAGGAACUGCAGAAACUGGUUUACAAAAAGCUGGAGUGACAGCGAGCAUUUCUGGGGAGAGGGAAUGGGUGACAUUUCGGGCAGAGACCUUUCGUCAGACCGGUUAGCAAUAAUGGAAACGAGAGAUAUAGUCGGUGAUAUAGAAAGGCCAUUGUUAGCUGUUUAGCUGUGUAACGAUAAGCUAGUGUGACAUGGGUGGGGAAGGGAUAGAGAGAGAGUGAAUGUCGGGGCUACCUGAACUGAGACAAACCAAUAUUCAUACCACCUGGCUGUAAGCUGCCCAAGCGAAAUAUGAGAUGCUGGUCCUCCAAUUCACGUUUAGCCUCACUCUGACAAUGGAGGAGACCGAAGACAUAAAGGUCGUAUGUGUAGCAACAGGGAAGUAGAAUUAAAGUGUCCAGCAACCAGGAGAUCAGGAAAACUACAUUGCACUGAAUCUUGCAUUAUUGAUCCUUGAAGAUAUUGUGGAAAAUGCUGCACCUGGUUUACAUCGUGUUGCUCUUAUCUGCUUCUUUCAAUACAGUUACUCCAGUGGUUGUUUCCUGGCCACUCUGGCUCACUGCCGCUGGAAUAUCAGCUGGAUCCGAUGUAGGUAUGAAUGGAGGAGCAACAGCGGCUGGUGGUGUUUUGUCAACUUUGAAGUCUGUCGUUGCUCCAAUGUUUACUGACGGGCCACUCGGGUUCACUGCCACUGGAAUAUCAGCUGGAUCCGAUGUAGGUAUGAAUGGAGGAGCAACAGCGGCUGGUGGUGUUUUGUCAACUUUGAAGUCUGUUGUUGCUCCAAUGUUUACUGCCGGGCCACUCGGGUUCACUGCCACUGGAAAAUCAGCUGGAUCCAAUGUAGCAAGUUUGAUAUCCAUGUUCGCUGGUAUGAAUGGAGGAGCAACAGCUGCUGGUGGUGUUGUGUCAACUUUGAAGUCUGUCGAUUGGUCGACAGUUGCCUGGGUUGCUGGAGGAGCAGUUGCUCCAGUGGUUGCUGCCUGGCCACCCUGGCUCACUGCCGCUGGAAUAUCAGCUGGAUCCGAUGCAGCACGUAUGAUGUCCAUGGUUGCUGGUAUGAAUGGAGGAGCGACAGCGGCUGGUAGUGUUGUGACAACUUUGCGCUGUGUUGAUUGGUCAAGAGUUGCCUGGGUUGCUGGAGGAGCAGUUAUUGUAGUGGUUGCUGCCCCGCAUGUUAUCGGGGCACUCGGGUUCACUGCCGCUGGAAUAUCAGCUGGAUCUCCAGCAGCAAGUAUGAUGUCCUUGUUUGCUGGUAUGAAUGGAGGAGCAACAGCGGCAGGUGGUGUUGUGGCAAUUUUGCAGUCUGCCGGAGCCGUUGGAUUAACUGCAAGUGCAAAGGUUGCCCUGGCGAGCGUGGGCGCUGGUCUUGGCUAUGCUGCCAAAAUAUAUAUCAUGGAGUCUUCAGAUGAACAUUGUGUUACAAAGUUGAAGGGGUGGCGUUUUGUGUAAGUUUAUCACUAAAUGCAAUUCCAAUGUGUUUUUGCAUGAUCCAUUCUGAGAAUAAAAUUAUCUGUUCUGGAUCAUCAUAUUGUUAAUUUGUUAAUUUCAAAGGAUGAACAAUAGUCUGUACCACAAUAAACAUUGCAAGGUUCCCUUUCUCAUCCAAUUGAUGCAAUAACAUUGACAGAGGUCGAAUGGAGACUUUUGAAAAUGUUGUUAACAUUCACGUUUUUCUUCAAUGCUACUGUUCAAGAGUGAUUCUAGAUGAAUGCAAAAUAAAAAAAAGUUAUAUCACAA
Molecule: messenger RNA, 1762 nt
Organism: Leucoraja erinaceus (little skate)
Lineage: Eukaryota; Metazoa; Chordata; Chondrichthyes; Rajiformes; Rajidae
Product: interferon alpha-inducible protein 27-like protein 2B
Exons: 10
Coding region: 497-1474 (325 amino acids)
Biological process (GO): apoptotic signaling pathway
Cellular component (GO): mitochondrion; membrane
Source: RefSeq, a predicted model, not a curated record